UAUAAAUUUAAAGUUGAUGCUCGUUACUUGAUUAUUUUACUGACUUCGCAGAGGUCGUUUUGUGAAGACGUCUUACAGCCGUUCUUAUUCGUAAAUGUAUCUAUCUUUUGUAUUGAUUGAUCGGUGUUCGUUGAUGAAAUUGUUUUAAAAUCAAAUCAAGAAAUAUGCUCAAACCUAUUUAUUGGAUAGCAAUAUGUUUGCUACAUCCAAUACUUGCAAGUUCAGAAAAAUAUCGUCUACCCACAGCUUUAAGGCCAGAACAUUAUAAGCUAGAGGUCAUUACACAUCUCGGAGACGAUGAGGGAUUCAAAUUUUCCGGAAAAGUUUGGAUAAAGAUAAACUGCGAAGAAGACACAAAGAACAUAACUCUGCACUCAAGAAAUCUCGAUAUAAACACCAAGGAACUGGUAUUGAAUGAACUCACAGACGAUGGCAAUAAGGCAAUGCUCGUCGAGAAUACUGACUUCGAUACGGAUCAUGAAUUUUUUAUCAUCUAUACGACUGAUAUAAUGAAAAAGGGUCAAAACUAUGAACUUUACAUUCCAUUUUCUGCGGAACUGAAUCAAGGACUGUUGGGCUAUUACCGAAGUAGUUACAUUGAUCAGAAAACACAGAGUCGAUUAUGGAUUUCAGUCACACAAUUUGAAUCGACGUUCGCGCGUCGAGCAUUCCCAUGUUUUGAUGAACCGGAAAUGAAGGCCAAGUUCGAGAUCAGUUUGGGACACGAAAAGAAAUACAAUGCAUUGAGUAACAUGCCUGUGAAGGAGACCACCGAUAUAAAGGAAAAGUCGAACUGGGUUUGGUCACACUUCCAGGAAACAGUUCCCAUGUCUACAUACUUGGUGGCAUACUCAAUAAAUGACUUUGAAUUCAAAGAGUCGAUCGUUAAAAUGAGUCAUGAUGUGUUGUUCAAAAUUUGGGCACGACGCGAUGCAGUCUAUCAGGUGGAAUACGCAAAAUAUAUUGGGCCCAAGGUACUGAAAUUCUACGAGGAAUACUUUGACAUCAAAUUUCCUCUGCCCAAGAUGGAUAUGAUUGCGAUUCCAGAUUUUUCAGCUGGUGCCAUGGAAAAUUGGGGCCUAGUUACAUACCGUGAAACAGCGUUGCUAUUUUCGCCAAAUGUAUCCUCGUCUAGUUCUCAACAUCGAGUUGCUUCAGUGAUUGCACACGAAUUGGCUCAUCAAUGGUUCGGAAAUCUGGUAACUAUGAAGUGGUGGGAAGAUCUCUGGCUAAAUGAGGGCUUCGCUACUUACGUAGCAUCGCUGGGCGUUGACUAUCUACAUCCCGAAUGGAAUUCCUUCCAAGAGGAGUCCGUUUCGAACACAUUGGACAUAUUCAAGUUUGACUCGUUGAAAUCCAGUCAUCCCGUGUCAGUGCCAAUUGGUGAUCCAGCCGAGAUAUCGCAAAUAUUUGACAAAAUUAGUUACGAAAAAGGAUCCAGCAUAAUACGAAUGAUGCAUCUGUUUUUGGGCGAAGAGGCGUUCCGUUGGGGUGUUAGUAACUAUCUGAAGAAACACAAAUAUGGAAAUGCUGAACAGGAUAACCUGUGGGAAAGUUUGACCGAGGAAGCACAUAAACAAGGCUCGUUAGACAAAUCGAUAACAGUUAAGCAAAUAAUGGACUCUUGGACACUUCAGACCGGUUAUCCGAUUAUUACAGUUGAUCGCAACUACGCAAACGGAUCGGCCCAAAUAACGCAGAAACGAUACUUGUCCGACACGGUACAGGCCCGUUCAGACAACGAACAGUGUUGGUGGGUUCCACUCAGCUAUACGACGUCGGAAGUACGAGAUUUCAACAGCACUCACCCGAAGUCGUGGCUCAGGUGCAAAUGUAGCGAUCCACACGUAUCCAUACCGGCGACAGUAGCAGAUCUCCCGGACGAAACCAAAUGGGUGGUGUUCAAUAUUGAGAUGUCCGGUCUCUAUAAAGUCAAAUAUGAUGUGGCCAAUUGGAAUUUGUUGAUUGCACAACUGGCCGGACCAAACUACAACCAAAUUAGCGCGAUCAAUCGGGCACAGUUGAUUGACGAUGCAUUGGAUCUUGCUUGGACUGGUGAUCAAGACUACAGCAUAGCACUGAGAAUCGUUGAAUAUUUGAAACACGAAAAGGAAUACAUUCCGUGGAAAUCGGCCCUCGAUAAUCUAAGCGCCGUUAAUAGGGUAUUGAGACGGACAGCACAGUAUGGACUGUUCAAGAAUUACAUGAAGAGCGUACUUGAACCCAUUUACAAGAGUAUUGGUGGAUUAACUGUUGACAAAAAGGCCAAUAAUCGUUUGGACGCAGUUAAGCAUAAAGUUUUGGUCGCUUCUUGGUCGUGCCGUUUUUCAGUCGGAGAAUGUGAAACAAAAUCCAAGGAACUUUUUGCAGAAUGGAUGACCGUCGAACAGCCAGACAAAAAGAAUCCAGUACCAUUAGAUCUCCGUUCAGUUGUUUAUUGCACGGCAAUGCGAUUAGGUGGUCAAAAGGAAUGGGAUUUCCUGUGGGAACGAUACAUGGCUAGCAAUGUCGGUACAGAAAAAGUUAUGAUCCUCGGUUCUCUGGGAUGUUCGCGAGAAAUAUGGUUGAUGCAACGGUACCUGGAGUGGAGUUUAGAUGAAUCGUCUGGGGUACGCAAACAGGACAGUAGCAUAGUAUUUGGUUCUAUUGCAACCGGUGACAUUGGUUUCCUAUUGGCGAAAUCAUUUUUGGUCGAUCGAAUCGAAGACAUUUACAAUUUCUUACAGCCAGAUACCUCUCGUUUAGCGCGAUACAUAAAGCCACUAGCAAAUCAGAUGUCUUCAUCCAAGGAUUACGAUGAGUUGAAACAAUUUGUGAAAGAUCGUGCCAAUUAUUUCGACAAAGCGACUAACAGUGUGAAACAGUCUCUGGAAACUGUCGAAAUAAAUGCACAAUGGCAGGCCAGAAACUACAAGAGCAUUGGACAGAUUUUAAGCGAGUUUUCCAACGAAUAGAUACUCAAUGAUAAUGCAUUUCGUGCGGGUCUCUGGCCAUUGCUGGAGGCCACUUUUUAACACUUUUUUAUGAGGAAAAUUGACAGUGUAAUUCGAUGUAAUUUUUUGAGAGUUUUUGAUUUUUAACAUUUUCAUGAAAAUUUGGUCGAAUCGGACAAAAUUGUGUAGCAAAAAAUUGUUUGCCUGUUUUUAUGUUGUUGUUCAGUAUUAGUAAAAUUGUCCACACUCCAGAAAAUAAAUAUUAUUGUAAUUAC
Bradysia coprophila is the source of this 3208-nucleotide messenger RNA. Its product is annotated as aminopeptidase N-like. Gene Ontology annotation, molecular function: zinc ion binding; peptide binding; metalloaminopeptidase activity. Gene Ontology annotation, cellular component: membrane; cytoplasm. Gene Ontology annotation, biological process: peptide catabolic process; proteolysis. Lineage: Eukaryota; Metazoa; Arthropoda; Insecta; Diptera; Sciaridae. The record is from RefSeq and is a predicted model, not a curated record.